AUGCGUCUCCUCCAGCUCGUCAUCGGUGCUUCCUUCUUCGCCGCGUCGGCCGUCGCUCAGGUCGACUCGUUCAUCGCGAGCGAGGGCCCCAUUGCUAAGACGGGACUCUUUGCCAACAUCGGUCCUGACGGUUCCAAGGAUGCUGGCGCCGGAGCCGGUUUGGUGACGGCGUCGCCUUCAACGUCAAACCCGGACUACGCAUACACUUGGACCCGCGACAGCAGUCUUGUUUUCAAGGCGAUUAUCGACCAGUAUACUCUCGGCAUUGACACCUCGACGGGCCAGAAGAUCGACGACUUCUUCACCGCGGAGGCUCGCCUCCAGCAGGUCUCUAACCCUUCCGGCUCCGUGUCUUCUGGCGGUCUCGGCGAGCCCAAGUUCAACCUCGACUUCAGCGCAUUCACUGGUGCCUGGGGUCGCCCGCAGCGUGAUGGCCCUGCUCUUCGUGCCACAGCUCUGAUCACCUGGGGCAACUACUUGUACAGCGGAGGCAACACGACUUUCGUGAAGAACACGCUCUGGCCUGUUAUCAAGCUUGACCUUGACUACGUCGCUGCGGACUGGAACCAAACCACCUUUGACCUCUGGGAGGAGGUUUCCUCGUCCUCGUUCUUCACCACGGCUGUCCAGCACCGCUCUCUUCGUGAGGGUGCGACCUUCGCCACGCUCGUCGGUGACAGCACUUCUGCGUCGACCUACACCACGCAAGCUGCGAACGUGCUGUGCUUCCUGCAAAGCUACUGGAACCCUACCAGCGGCUACAUUACUGCUAACACCGGCGGCGGACGCAGCGGGAAGGACGCCAACACUGUCCUCGCCUCCAUUCACACUUGGGAUAUCAAGGCCGGCUGCGACGCUGCUACGUUCCAGCCGUGCUCAGACAAGGCGCUCUCUAACCUCAAGGUCUACGUCGACGCCUUCCGCUCCAUCUACUCUAUCAACAGUGGUAUCGCUGCGACUGCCGCUGUUGCCACCGGUCGUUACCCGGAGGAUAGCUACUACAACGGCAACCCCUGGUACCUCACUACGCUCGCCCCGGCUGAGCAACUCUACGAUGCGCUCACCACCUGGGACUCGGUCGGUUCGAUCAACGUCACGAGCGUGUCCCUGGCUUUCUGGAAGCAGCUCGACUCGAGUAUCACGGUUGGCUCCUAUGCCAAGUCUUCGACCACCUACGCCACACUCACCGCCGCCGUGAAGACCUUCGCCGACGGCUUUGUCUCCGUUGUCCAGAAGUACACCCCCUCUUCCGGCGCGCUCAGUGAGCAGUACGACAAAUCCACCGGCGCUCAGACCUCCGCCAGCGACCUUACCUGGUCGUACGCUUCGGCCAUCACCACCUUCGAGGCACGCAACGGCACGACUCCGGCAUCGUGGGGCGCUGCGGGCCUCACCGUUCCUGCGACGUGCUCCACCUCUGGCAGCGGCAGCGGAGGCGGAGGCAGCGGUGGCAGCACCGUCGCAGUAACGUUCAACGUUCAGGCUACUACCGUCUUCGGCGAGAACAUCUACAUCACCGGUAGCGUGGACGCUCUUCAGAACUGGAGCCCGGAUAACGCUCUCCUCCUCUCGGCAGCCAACUACCCGACCUGGUCUAUUACCGUCAACCUGCCGGCAUCUACCUCCGUCCAGUACAAGUACAUCCGCAAGAACAACGGCGCCGUCACCUGGGAGUCCGACCCCAAUGUGCAGAUCACGACCCCGGCCUCGGGCACCUACACCGCCAACGACUCCUGGCGCUAG
Peniophora sp. CBMAI 1063 is the source of this 1743-nucleotide messenger RNA. Lineage: Eukaryota; Fungi; Basidiomycota; Agaricomycetes; Russulales; Peniophoraceae. The record is from the annotation of a GenBank genome assembly.